AUGGUCAUCACUUCCAAAUCACAGUCCCUUAACUUUACUCUAAGUCUCUUUGGAAUCCUUCAUUUCUUAAUCUUCUUAACACCCUCGCAAGCCACCACUCAUCGUCUCAUUCACCGCGAUUCCCCUUUAUCUCCCUUCUACCACCCCACAACCACCCCCUCUCAUCGCCUCCACAAUGCUUUCCAACGCUCAUUGAACCGCAUCAACAGUUUCAAACUUGCUGUAGCUAACCCUAACAAUGGCAACACACAAGCCCCUGUGAAACCAGGUGGUGGUGAAUACCUCAUGACAAUUUUCAUUGGAACUCCACCAGUGCAGGUAAUUGGCAUAGCUGACACAGGUAGUGACCUCAUAUGGACACAAUGUCUGCCAUGCAUACAUUGUUACCCCCAAACUAUUCCUCUCUUCAAUCCUCAGCAUUCCAAAUCGUACAACACACUACCGUGCCGAUCUACAUUUUGCAACCCAAGAUAUGUUGAUCAUCCUCGAUGUGGCAUUAAUAGCACAUGUUGGUAUCGUUAUUCUUAUUUCGAUGGUUCUCACACUGCGGGAAACCUUGCCUCUGAAACCUUCACCUUAGGCACCACAAACCCUAUUUCACUUCCAAAUACUCUAUUCGGGUGUGCACACGACACUACUGGCAUUUUUGAUAAGUCAGGGUCAGGCAUCAUUGGUCUUGGUCGGGGAAGGUUUUCACUAAUUUCUCAACUAAAUGGUUCCAAAAUGUUCUCUUAUUGUCUAACUCCCAAUACCUUAAACUCCACUAGCAAGCUUAGUUUCGGUGAAGAUUCUGUGGUUUCUGGUCCUGAAGUUGUCACAACUCCUUUUGUUACCACUGGUACUUCUACUUCAUACCACAUCACAGUGGAGGCUUUAAGUGUUGGGAAAACGAGGAUUCCGUUUGUGAACAAGAGUGGCAUUGAAGGAAAUGUGAUCAUUGAUUCUGGGACAACCUAUACUUUUCUGCCAUUAGGUGUUUAUAAUGGUUUGGUAUCUGCUUUGAAUAACAUAAUAAGGGCUAAAAAGGGGCGUGACCCCAACGGUAUUCUUACCCUUUGUUAUCAGACUACUGCUGACAAAAUCAGGCUUCCCAUUAUCACAGCACAUUUUAAGGGAGGGGAUGUGAAGUUACAGCCAGUGAAUACAUUCUCUUGGGUGAGGAAGGAUGUGGUAUGUUUGACAAUGAUUCACAAUGACAAUACAGUUUUUGGAAACAUGGCUCAGACGAAUUUCUUAGUAGGAUUUGACCUUGAGGCUAGUACUGUGUCCUUUAAGCCCACUGAUUGUUCCCUUCAAUAA
Molecule: messenger RNA, 1299 nt
Organism: Sphenostylis stenocarpa
Lineage: Eukaryota; Viridiplantae; Streptophyta; Magnoliopsida; Fabales; Fabaceae
Source: the annotation of a GenBank genome assembly